This is a messenger RNA of Mollisia scopiformis, 1553 nucleotides long. RefSeq lists its product as uncharacterized. Gene Ontology annotation, molecular function: ubiquitin protein ligase activity. Bases 221 to 1285 code for a protein of 354 amino acids. NCBI's taxonomy places the organism in Eukaryota, Fungi, Ascomycota, Leotiomycetes, Helotiales, Mollisiaceae. The record is from RefSeq and is a predicted model, not a curated record. Gene Ontology annotation, biological process: proteasome-mediated ubiquitin-dependent protein catabolic process. The transcript has 2 exons. Gene Ontology annotation, cellular component: nucleus; cytoplasm; GID complex.
GAUUGAGCUGGCGAAGCUUCGCAGAGAUGCAAACCUCAAGCAGAGUAUCGACGAUGUAGAUAAGAUCAUUGCACAGCUUGAGGCAGCUCGAGGGACUAUCGCAGCAGGUCUGUGGCCUACCUUCUGUCUCGAAAUGGCAGAGGUACAUCCUGUACAUUGUAGCUAACUCGCCCUAGAUCCCAAGUCUGCCUCCCUCACUCUUGCGAAAUUGCAGAAUCCCAUGAAACAAGGCUUCGACAAAGUCACUGAUGAUCUCAAGAAAGUCUACAAAGGACAGGCGGCAUAUGGCAAAGCACUAGACAAGCAUUUCCCAGUCAGGGCCCUGCCAACAGAGUACGAUGCUCUGGCUUCACAUCCAUCCCUGAUAAACAAAGCUAUUGCUAUGCAUUUCCUGCGAGAAGGGCAGUUCUCGGUAGCCACGACCUUCCUCGACGAAGCUCUGCAUAGUCCGCCACAUCCUUCACCCACUCCUGGGACACCAAACCCAGCUACGGAUGACUCCGGGAAUCUUUCAUCGGAGCAGUCACAAGCACUCCAAGAAAAGUUCUCGGACAUGUACAGGAUACUACGCGAACUGGGGCAACGGAAUCUACAUCCUGCCAUAGAAUGGGCUAGACUGAACAGUACUGAGCUGGAGAACCGCGGAUCAAAUCUCGAAUUUGAACUCAGCAAACUACAAUACCUAUGGCUAUUCCAAGGGCCCUCGGUGAAUGGUCUUCCAGACGACUAUAACAACGGUCUAAGUGGUGCAUUAACCUAUGCCAAAACCAACUUCCCUCGACACCAACAACGCUUCUCGAAAGAUUGCCAACAGUUGAUCACGGCAAUCUUAUAUCGAAGCAACCUCCACAACAGUCCAUACCAAAGACUAUUCAACACCGACGACGCCUGGGCAGAGGUAGCCCAAUCCUUCACCCGAGAAUUCUGCUCCCUCCUCGGCCUCUCCCCGUCCUCACCACUCUACAUCGCCUGCACAGCCGGUGCAAUCGCCCUGCCGACGCUCCUCAAACUAGCCUCGAUCGUCAAGGUAAAACGUACAGAAUGGACCACGCAGAACGAGUUACCGGUCGAAAUCGCCUUACCCAGAAGCAUGAUUUUCCACGCUAUCUUCGUGUGUCCCGUUAGCAAGGAACAGACCACUGAAACCAAUCCGCCAAUGAUGAUGCCUUGUGGGCAUGUUGUUGCUAAAGAGUCUCUGCAACGGCUCAGCAAGGGAGGGCGCUUUAAGUGUCCGUAUUGUCCGAGCGAGAGCUUGAUGAGGGAGGCGAGAGAGGUGGUUUUGUAGAUGUUGGUUCUGUUAUAUUAUUACGAGUACGAGGCAAAGUAUGUAAGAGAGAAUGCAAUGGGAACGGAGCAUGGAUUGAGAUUGAUACGAUAUUUAACUCGCACCUUUGCAGGGCGUGGGAAUUGGCAUGGCGUUCAUCGGUAUGGUCUGGUUUGGUCUGGUCUUGGAAAGCUGGCAUGGGAUGGGAAGGCGUAACGGUGGCUUUACAAUACAAUUCAGUACAUAGACCUCCUCAAUCGAUACUCUACUGAUCAAACCACCUUCAUCC